Molecule: messenger RNA, 531 nt
Organism: Colletotrichum phormii
Lineage: Eukaryota; Fungi; Ascomycota; Sordariomycetes; Glomerellales; Glomerellaceae
Exons: 3
Coding region: 1-531 (176 amino acids)
Source: RefSeq, a predicted model, not a curated record
AUGGCGCACCCAGUUCCAUCCGAGAGCAGCGGCGCUACUGAGACGCGCACGUUAGCAGCUGACAUCAUGCUCGACAAAGAUGUCAGCCAGCUCGAUCUUAAUCUUCUAAUCCAGGUCCUCCUUUGCAUAGUGCUGGGCGGUUGGUUAGUUGUCAUACGUUUUACCCGGCAAGAGAGCGCCGGGUUCUGGGCGUUAUUGACUGCGUCGCUGACGCACGUCUGCUACGUCCACGAUUCCAAGGCCAACGGGGUUGUGUGUUUAGUAUUAUCACUCAUACUCCUUCGGAUCAACCAGUCUUUCACCAUUUUCACGAUCACAAAGUAUGACAUCAAGUUGCAAUACCUGGUCGUAUCUAUUCUUAUCCUAGCUGCUGUACUCGCUCACCACGGAGCAAACGAGUCCGCAUCAACAGGUCAGCCGUUGCAGAUUGUUGUGUUGCCAUUCUACAUCAGCAUGUCUAAUCUAGUAUGCUGCUGGAUCGUGCAGAUUUCUUUGGAGAGACACGGCGUGCAACAGGAUCAUCGAUCAUGA